Lutra lutra (Eurasian river otter) is the source of this 666-nucleotide messenger RNA. RefSeq names its product 5E5 antigen-like. The record is from RefSeq and is a predicted model, not a curated record. The coding region runs from base 1 to 666 and encodes 221 amino acids. The transcript has 3 exons. NCBI's taxonomy places the organism in Eukaryota, Metazoa, Chordata, Mammalia, Carnivora, Mustelidae.
AUGGCGCGCGCGCCCGGGAAGGGACGGCUGGGGCGCGCCCCAACCGCCCGGCCGUCCUCGGGGCGGGGCUGGGGCGGUGCUUGCGCAGGCGCGAGGAGCGGAGACCGGCAGGCGGGGCGGGGUGCUCGGCCCUCGGCUCUAGCUGGUGUUGGGAGGCGGCGGUUCGGUGAAGCACAGGCUCGGCGUGGGCGGGCGCUUCUCCCUCCUGGUGGUCCUCGAGGUCCUCCGCGAGCGGAAGGCCCAAGUGAGGCGCGCUGGAUCCGGCCUCAGAAGAGACGCGAAUUCGGAGCGACCGCCGGCUGCUCGCGCGGGAGGCGGCUCGGGGGUCCGGCUGCAGAGACCCUCCGAGCGGCGGCGGGCGGCGGGGCAGAGCGGGCGGCGGGACGCGGGCGGUGGAGGCUCGCCGUGAAGGGAGACUCCUCGGGAUUGGGCCGGCGCCUGCCGAGCUCGCGCAGUGCGGGUGCUGAGACCGCGGCCCGCGCCCGGCCCCGCGGGCUUCUUCCCGGAAGCGGGCCCCGCGGCGGCGGCCGGAACCCCUGUGCGGAGGACGCGGCUUCCCUCAGCGCCCGAGAGCCGGCGGGUGGGGUGGGGGACUGCGCGCGGGCGAGCGCGGCGGGGGAAGCUGUGGUGCGGCGGGUGGGAGACCGGGCGGUGCUGCCGGGAUGA